Molecule: messenger RNA, 852 nt
Organism: Callorhinchus milii (elephant shark)
Lineage: Eukaryota; Metazoa; Chordata; Chondrichthyes; Chimaeriformes; Callorhinchidae
Gene: spring1
Product: SREBF pathway regulator in golgi 1
Exons: 5
Coding region: 165-782 (205 amino acids)
Biological process (GO): positive regulation of SREBP signaling pathway
Source: RefSeq, a predicted model, not a curated record
AUUUCCGCUCCCGCGGUGGUUGUUGACAGCCGAGCCGCCGCCGCCGCCGAGCGCUGUUCUUGUCUGUGGAUGCGGGGCUUCAGCUGCUGCUGCCGCCUCGGCCUUGGUUUGCGCGAGGGCCCUGCGGAAAUGAGCGUCGCCUCGGCGCUGGCUGCUCGGCCCCGAUGGUGCAGUGCGUGUCCAUGGUGUGGCGCAGGGUGCUGAGGAAGCGCUGGGUCCUCGCCGUGGUCUUCGGCCUGUCGCUCAUCUACUUCCUGAGCAGCACGCUCAAGCAGGAAGAAAGAACAAUACUGGAUCGAAACUUGUUACAGUUUCGUGAUCCUGAGCGGCGUUUGGUAUGGAAAGUGCGGUUCAACCUAGGUAACAGCAGCAGGCAAUACACACAAUGUCGAAACUCCAUCCAAGGAAAACUGCUCAUCACAGACGAGCAAGGUUAUGUGUGCGAGAGAAAAGACAUGCUUGUAAAUGGCUGCUGCAGUGUUAAUGCACCCAGCACAAAACUGUAUGCGUGCGACACCUGCCUACUCAAUGACUGCUGCAGUGUCUAUGAGUACUGUGUCUCCUGUUGCCUUCAACCAGAUAAGCAACCUCUGUUAGAGCGUUUCCUGAACAGAGCUGCGGAGGCUUUCCAGAAUCUGUUUACAGCGAUUGAAGAUCACUUUGAGCUGUGCUUGGCAAAGUGCAGGACUUCAUCUCAGAGUGUUCAGCAUGAAAAUAACUACAGAGAUCCGACAGCAAAGUAUUGUUAUGGAGAAGACCCUCCAGAAUUGCUUCCAUUGUGAACUGUUUGGUUGUCAAAACCCCAAAAGAAUCAAAUAAUAAUCCUUGUAUUUGAAAUAGCGCCUUAUCACG